Messenger RNA from Coniophora puteana RWD-64-598 SS2, 1737 nucleotides. Its product is annotated as acetyl-CoA synthetase-like protein. The transcript is spliced from 8 exons. Lineage: Eukaryota; Fungi; Basidiomycota; Agaricomycetes; Boletales; Coniophoraceae. Gene Ontology annotation, biological process: fatty acid metabolic process. Bases 1 to 1737 code for a protein of 578 amino acids. Gene Ontology annotation, molecular function: medium-chain fatty acid-CoA ligase activity. The record is from RefSeq and is a predicted model, not a curated record.
AUGGCGUCUAGUACGUCAAGCCCGAACAACCAUUUCCUGUCGUUCCUUCUGUCUAGGUUCUCCGACAGAUCUGUAGCGUCAACUAGGCGCGUUUUCUUUCGGCUUGCCGACCGCCACGUUCGGUCAUCUGUAGUCACCGGCGACGAGGGGCCUCUCGAAUGGGACGAGAUCACCGACCGUGCCCUUGAGGAGCAUCUCCUAGCUUUCCGAGGGUACUUUGAACGUGAGCUGCGGUCGAGAGGUGUUAAAGAUAAGGAGGUUGUUCCACUAUGGCUCACCGGAAGAAGAUACGAAGAUAUGCUCGCCAUCUUCUCCAUCUCGUUAGCAGGUUUCGUUCCAAAAGUGAUCAGCACGUUGUACACUGCGUCUUCUGUCGUCGAGAUGCUAUCUCCCAACGAUAACUCGGCCACGGUCGUCGUCUCCGAUCCAGCGGUCACACAGAUGGCUCGGGAAUCCUUGGCGGGUAAGCAGACCCAGUAUACUUUGGUAGAGCUGCCCGAUCUCUCGGCCCUUCCACCGGUUCCCGAGAGCGCCAGCAUUCGUGAUAACUUCCCAUCGGUGUUCAGUGCAGACGCCGCUGCAAUCUACCACUCUUCAGGAACGACUUCGUUGAGCGCGCCCAAGUCCAUCAUCAUCUCUCACGCCUCGCUUCUCAACAACGCCCUGCAUAAGAUGCCUUCCUGUGCUUUCCAAGGCAGCUAUGAUAGCCAAGAAGUCGUCAAUACGUUCUCCAACAUGGCGUUAGUAGCAACCGUCCUCAUUGAGACGGCAGCGAUAGCCCACGGAGCGUGUGUCGUCCAUGCUCCGUUCUUCAGAGACGUGACACCGGAUGAAGUUCUCCUAAUGGUCAAGAACUGCGGACUGAACCGCAUCAUCAUGUUCGGCAACAGUAUGACCAAACAUCUAAGCGCUGCAAGGAAUAACGAAACGCUCUGGAAUACUCUCAAAGCAAUGCGGCAGGUGACUUACUGUGGUAUCGCAAUCAGUGAUGAGGAAGAUCGGUACGCUCGAAAGAAUGGCCUACCAAUGACGACUUUCUACGGUAGCACGGAACUCGGGCCACAGUUGACAUCCGUCAUAGGCACUGAAGAGAACGACAUGCUCGUGAGGAAAGCCGCAGGCGCUACGACCGAGUUCGUCGUACCAAAGGAUAUGGAGCUUGAGUCUUCGCAAGCACAGCUAUACGAGGCCGUAGUGUCCGCCUCGUCACCCGAAGCACCACACCACACGUUCAUACGUGCUGACGGCUAUUAUCAUACUGAUGACUUGUUCGAUCAGCCGGCCCCCGGUCUGUACCGUUGGCGUGGUCGGACUGGUGACUUCAUCAAGCAAGCCGAAGGGUACCCUUUGUUCUUGAACGCAAAGCACAUAGAAGAGAACGUGCAAAUAAUAUGUUCCGACUUUGUCACGGGUGCUGCAGUGGUCGCCGCCCCAUUAGGGCUCCCCUGUUUGAUCGUGGAGGCCGGCAGCGCAGGCAGAGACGUUGAUAAAGAAGGCAUUAAGCGACGCGUCCUAGAGAGAAUCACCCCAUUCAAUGCCACACUCAUGGCUCACGAGCGGUUUACUGAUUCACGGCUCUUGCUCGUCGUUGACGAGGGCACUAUCCCUAAGAAUAAAAUGAAAGGAAAUGUCAGGCGCCCAGCCACAGCAGCAGCGUUCAAGAUGGAGCUUCUGGCCCUCGAACGCGCGUUUAGAGAAUACCGGAAGGUAAAUGGGGCAAACGGAGGAUACAACUGA